AUGCCGCGCCUUUCAGAUCGCGCUUACUCCCAGCGCGCGUUUGUGGUAUCGGAGGUUGCCAGCCAGGGUUGCCAUACCGAUCCAACAGAUGGGUCGCUCGAGUUCGAGGCCGACCUGCUGAGAAGGGAGUUUUCCGUGCCCACUGAGGAACUCGAGCUUGUUCCUCUGCUUAGUCCCGAGAAACAGUGGGGGGUAGACAUUAUUGGUCAUUUCCCUUUGGGCAAAGGCCAGACCAAGUUCGGUGUGGUUGCUGUGGAUUACUUCACAAAGUGGGCCGAGGCCGCGGCGCUCUCCCACAUAACGGAAUCCAGAGUCACGUCCUUCGUAUGGACAAAUAUCAUAUGUCGCUUUGGUAUACCGAAGGCCAUUGUGACAGACAAUGGGAAGCAGUUUGACAACACAAAGUUCAAAGAUUUUUGCAGCAAGCUUGGCAUAAGUCACCUCAGCUCUUCCCCUGCACAUCCGCAAGCGAAUGGGCAGGUGGAGGCAGUCAAUAAGAUCAUCAAGCGAGGCAUCAAACUUAAACUAGACUCCAGGAAAGGCCGGUGGGUUGAAGAGCUACCAGAGGUUCUAUGGUCAUACCGGACUACCCAAAAAGAGUCGACGGGUGAGACCCCGUUCUCCUUGCCCUUCGGCUCCGAAGUUGUGGUCCCAGUCGAGAUCGGCAUGCCAUCUGACAGAGUAGACCAUUACGAGGCCACAGCAAAUGGGGAAUAG
Messenger RNA from Momordica charantia (bitter melon), 717 nucleotides. The record is from RefSeq and is a predicted model, not a curated record. NCBI's taxonomy places the organism in Eukaryota, Viridiplantae, Streptophyta, Magnoliopsida, Cucurbitales, Cucurbitaceae.